Messenger RNA from Myripristis murdjan (pinecone soldierfish), 1684 nucleotides. It is a transcript of the gene hspa14, whose product is annotated as heat shock protein 14. Gene Ontology annotation, molecular function: ATP binding; ATP-dependent protein folding chaperone. The transcript is spliced from 14 exons. The record is from RefSeq and is a predicted model, not a curated record. The coding region runs from base 72 to 1592 and encodes 506 amino acids. NCBI's taxonomy places the organism in Eukaryota, Metazoa, Chordata, Actinopteri, Holocentriformes, Holocentridae.
CUGACGGAAGUAGGCCAUUUCACUUCCUCUCUGGUCGCCUCCAGGGCACAGCAGGGUGUGUUAUUUUCAGCAUGGCGGCAAUUGGAGUUCAUUUCGGAUACACAUGUGCCUGUGUGGCGAUAUGUAAGGAUGGUCGGGCUGAUGUGGUGGCUAAUGAUGCAGGAGACAGAGUGACUCCAGCUGUGGUGGCCUACACAGACACUGAGCAGAUUGUAGGCAUUGCAGCAAAGCAAGGACGGGUCCGCAAUGCUGCCAACACUGUAGUCAAAGUGAAACAAGUGCUGGGGAGAAGCUUUCAAGAUCCAGAGACACUGAGUCACAAAGCAGAGAGUAAAUGUCCUGUGGUGGACAGAGGAGAGAAGCCUCAUUAUGAAAUCACAGCCGGGGAACAAACUAAGUAUGUUGCUCCAGAAGACGUCGCAAAGCUCAUUUUCCAGAAAAUGAAAGAAACGGCUCAGUCGGCGCUGGGUUCUGAUGUCACUGAUGCUGUCAUCACUGUUCCUUUUGAGUUUGCACAGGCUCAGAAGGGUGCUCUAAGGGAUGCUGCUGAAGCUGCAGGCUUCAAUGUAUUGAGACUGAUCCAUGAGCCUGCUGCAGCUCUGGUGGCCUACAACAUUGGACAGGAUUGUCCUUCUGGCAAGAGCCAUGUCCUGGUGUAUAAGAUGGGUGGGACAUCUCUGAGUGUGACAGUGCUGCAGGUGAAUGGAGGAAUGUUCCGAGUUCUUAGCACCCACACAGACCAUAGUAUCGGAGGAGAGAGCUUCACCCAGGCUUUGGCCCAGCAUCUCGCUGCUGAGUUCAAAAGGUCCUUUAAGCAGGAUGUGAGUGGUAAUGCACGGGCAAUGCUGAAGCUGAUGAAUGGAGCAGACAUGGCCAAACAUUCGCUGUCUUCGUUAGGAUCAGCCAACUGCUUUGUUGACUCUUUGCAUGAUGGCAUGGACUUUGACUGCAAUGUCUCCAGGGCUCGGUUUGAGCUGCUCUGUUCCUCUCUCUUCAACAAGAGCAUGCAGCCAAUCAAAAAUCUGCUGGAGGAGGCAGGACUGUCCACCAGUGACAUCAACAAGGUCGUUCUUUGUGGAGGCUCAGCCAGGAUUCCGCGUCUCCAGCAGAUGAUGCGGGAGAUGUUCCCUGAUGUGGAGCUGCUCAGUUCAGCUCCACCUGAUGAGGUCAUAGCUGUGGGGGCCGCCCUGGAAGCUGGCUUAUUGGUCAGCAGGGAUAGCCCCACUCUAGAGGAUGAGUCGGUCACAGUGGAUGCUUCUGCCUCUGACAUACUGGUGAAGGAGGUGGACGAAUCAGGAGCUGAGGUGUUUAACGUGCUCCUUCCAUCAGGUACACCCCUCCCUGCCCGUCAACAUCACAUCCUGAGUGGCUGGGGCCAGCUGUCUUCUCUCUCCCUGGAGAUUUACCAGAGAUCAACCACUGAACAGCCAGAGAAACUAGCUAAGAUUAUCCUCAGAGAUCUGGAGCCCAGAGAAAACAACCACGACAUUGACACUGUAGUGACCAUGAAAAGGGAUGGCUCUCUCCAUGUUUCCUGUGUACAUCAGAGUAGUGGAAGAUCAGAGGUCAUCACCAUAGCAGCAGCAUCCUGAAGCCACCAAGCUGUGUUUGCACCCAAUGUGUCUUGUUUCUUUCUUUUUUUUUUUUUUUUAAUAUUGACUUAAUAAAGUACACAAACCCAAAA